AUGGCAUCAUCAAACACUUUCAGCGACUUCAAAUUAACCACCGACUUGAAAGCCUACAAGGAUUUACAAGAAUUAUAUGAUAAUGGUGGUAAAGAUUUAAAAAUUGCAAACCAAUUUGUUAAGGAUCCAAAAAGAUUUGAAAAAUAUUCAAAAGAAUUUACAAAUUUUGAUGGUUCUAAAAUCUUGUUUGAUUUCUCAAAGAAUAUCUUUAAUGAUGAAAUUUUUGAAAAAUUGGUUGAAUUGGCAAAAGAAGCUGGUGUGGAAAAAUUAAGAGAUGAAUUAUUUAAAGGUGAACAUAUCAACUUCACUGAAGAUCGUGCAGUUUUCCAUAUUGCUUUAAGAAAUAGAUCAAACAAACCAUUAUACGUUGAUGGUGAAAAUGUUGCUCCAGAAGUUGAUUCUGUUUUACAACAUAUUAAAGAAUUUUCAAACCAAGUUCGUUCCGGUGAAUGGAAAGGUUAUACUGGUAAAAAAAUCACUGAUAUUGUUAAUAUUGGUAUUGGUGGUUCAGAUUUAGGUCCUGUUAUGGUUACUGAAGCAUUGAAACAUUAUUCUUCUCCUGAUUUAAAUGCUUACUUUGUUUCAAACAUUGAUGGUACUCAUAUUGCUGAAACUUUGAAAAGGGUUAAUCCUGAAACUACUUUAUUCUUGAUUGCUUCAAAAACUUUCACCACUGCUGAAACCAUCACUAAUGCCAACUCUGCUAAACAUUGGUUCUUAGAACAUGCUAAAGAUACAGCUCAUAUUGCUAAACAUUUUGUUGCCUUAUCAACUAAUGCUGAAGAAGUUGCUAAAUUUGGUAUUGAUACCAAAAAUAUGUUUGGUUUUGAAAACUGGGUUGGUGGUCGUUAUUCAGUUUGGUCUGCCAUUGGUACUUCUGUUGCCCUAUAUAUCGGUUAUGAAAAUUUUGAAAACUUUUUGAAAGGUGCAGAAGCUGUUGAUAAACACUUCACUGAAACUUCAAUUGAAGAUAACAUCCCAUUAAUUGGUGGGUUAUUGAGUGUUUGGUAUAACAACUUCUUUGAUGCUCAAACUCAUUUAGUUGCACCAUUUGAUCAAUAUUUACAUAGAUUCCCAGCUUAUUUACAACAAUUAUCAAUGGAAUCAAACGGUAAAUCAGUCACAAGAGGUAAUGUCUUCACAAACUACUCCACCGGUUCAAUCUUGUUUGGUGAACCUGCAACUAAUGCCCAACAUUCAUUCUUCCAAUUGGUUCACCAAGGUACUAAAGUUAUCCCAUCUGAUUUCAUCUUGGCUGCUCAAUCUCAUAACCCAAUUGAAGAUAACUUGCAUCAACGUAUGUUGGCUUCAAACUAUUUCGCUCAAGCUGAAGCUUUACUCACUGGUAAGAACGAAGACCAAGUUAAAGCUGAAGGUGCCACUGGUGGUUUAGUCCCACAUAAAGUUUUCACUGGUAAUAGACCAACCACUUCAAUCUUGGCUCAAAAAAUCACUCCAGCUACAUUAGGUGCCUUGAUUGCUUAUUACGAACACUUGACUUUCACUGAAGGUGCUAUUUGGAACAUCAACUCAUUUGACCAAUGGGGUGUUGAGUUAGGUAAAGUUUUAGCUAAAGUUAUUGGUAAAGAAUUGGAUGAUAAAAAACCUGUUGAAACUCAUGAUCCUUCAACUAAAGGUUUGAUCAACAAGUUCAAAGAAUGGUCUAUUUAG
Messenger RNA from Hansenula anomala, 1671 nucleotides. RefSeq names its product glucose-6-phosphate isomerase (gene PGI1). Gene Ontology annotation, biological process: gluconeogenesis; glucose 6-phosphate metabolic process; glycolytic process. Bases 1 to 1671 code for a protein of 556 amino acids. Gene Ontology annotation, cellular component: cytosol. The record is from RefSeq and is a predicted model, not a curated record. The transcript has a single exon. Gene Ontology annotation, molecular function: glucose-6-phosphate isomerase activity; carbohydrate derivative binding; monosaccharide binding. Lineage: Eukaryota; Fungi; Ascomycota; Saccharomycetes; Phaffomycetales; Wickerhamomycetaceae.